Messenger RNA from Hyaena hyaena (striped hyena), 829 nucleotides. RefSeq lists its product as uncharacterized. NCBI's taxonomy places the organism in Eukaryota, Metazoa, Chordata, Mammalia, Carnivora, Hyaenidae. Bases 137 to 829 code for a protein of 230 amino acids. The transcript has 3 exons. The record is from RefSeq and is a predicted model, not a curated record.
UCUGAUGGCCUAUGCAAGUCACAACCACGGGCCGGGGGACCCCAGGCCCACCUGGACACUCUCUCUCUAGGGCCUCGAAUGGCAGGAGGAGAAAGCAGCGAAGAGAUGGGGACCGACACGUCCUUGUAGUGGCCGGAUGACACUGUCCCUCGGUUUCUGCUCCUGGGUCCCCAAGGCCCCCCUGGUUUUUGUCCUUUUCAGAGUCAGCUCUUCCACUUUCCCGUCGCUCUGUGAGGGCCACGCCCUACUGGUGACCUCCUUGGCGGUCACGGCCGGCGUCUCGCUUUACCGCCACAGCACCAACGAAAGCCCUUCUGCGAAGGACCCCAGCCAGGACUCCGGGACGUUUACGAGGCCCCCCGAACAGCUCCCCCGAGAAGGGCCAGGAUCCCUGCAGGGCCAGGCUGAGGUCCGAGAAGAGGAGGCUGGCUUGACCCCAGCAGGGACCAUGGCGGUUGGGAGCAGUAGCCGGCGACGGUGGCAGCUGGCCUUCCCGAGGGUUGUGAACAGAACUGCAGGCAAUAGAGUGGAACUUCUGAGCAGUUCCAGAAAGAAUAUCUGGCCUGGAGUCCUGGGAAUGUGCCCACACCUCCUUGCCUUCAUUUAUUCCUUCCUUUGUUCCGUCUUCCCCUGGUCUAUGGACUGUCUCGGAGUGCCCCCCCCCGCCGGGCUCUCUCCUGGGAUCCAGAUAUUGGGCUCCAUUGGCCCUGCGAUGGUCUCCACAUGGGUGCCCUCCCAGCAUCUCGGACGCCGAGGAUUGCAAUUUAAAAAUGCGUCUCGUGGGGCGCCUGGGUGGCUUAGUCGGUUAAGCGUCCGACUUUCAAAAUAA